UCUACAUCUCUUCAUAAUUAACCAUUCCCUUUUCUUUAUUUACUGUUAUAAUAUUAAUAAUAAUAUGCUCUCUGAACUGUUCUUCAAAUUAAGUGAUUAUCCAAUUUAAAGUUGAAGAGUUUUACUUGUUUGUUUGUGAUCAAAAGAAGAAUUGAUCGAAGAAAUGGAGUUCAUUACAAUGCCGCAUGGGAUGAUUAUAACCCCAAAUCCCGCCGGGUACAUGGUUCCCGCCGCCGAUUUACUGUUCGCCGCCGGAAGCGCAAGGGCGAUGCUCUCGCCGGAACCAGCAGCUCCUCUGCAGCCGAUGCCGCCGCCGGCGCAGCCUCUGAGCAGGUACGAGAACCAGAAGCGGCGAGACUGGAACACCUUCUGCCAGUACCUCCGAAACCACCGCCCGCCUCUGUCGCUGCCGCUCUGCAGCGGCGCUCACGUGCUGGAAUUCCUCCGGUACCUGGACCAGUUCGGGAAGACGAAGGUCCACACGCAGAACUGCCCGUUCUUCGGCAUCCCCAAGCCGCCCGCCCCCUGCCCCUGCCCGCUAAGGCAAGCUUGGGGCAGCCUCGACGCGCUGAUCGGGAGGCUACGCGCCGCCUACGAAGAGCACGGGGGGAAGCCGGAGUCGAACCCGUUCGGCGCACGCGCCGUCAGGCUGUUCCUCCGCGACGUUCGGGAUUUCCAGUCCAAAUCCAGAGGAAUCAGUUACGAGAAGAAGCGGAAGAGGCCCCCCGGUACGACGUCGUCUAAGCAAAUCGUGCUUUCGGCUGACUCUCAAGCUUCUCAUCAUGCAAUAAGUAAUGCUUCUCAUUAUUGAUAUUUUUUCCCCUCUGUUAUUAAAAAAAUAAAUUUUUGAGAACGUUCGACUCUUUAUUCAUGAUGUAAGCAGGGCCAUUAUUGUGACUUGAUUA
This is a messenger RNA of Cuscuta campestris, 905 nucleotides long. The record is from the annotation of a GenBank genome assembly. Lineage: Eukaryota; Viridiplantae; Streptophyta; Magnoliopsida; Solanales; Convolvulaceae.